ACCCGUUCAUCAAAGUGUGCAUCACUUCUGGGUCCAAGAAAGUGAAAAAGAAAAAGACGUCCACUGCGCAUGGGACCAACUCGCCGACUUGGAACGAAGCUCUGGUGUUCAGCGUACACAGAGAGAGCCUACGGAACAUCUCCUUGGAGGUCUCUGCCUACCACGACAACAAAAUCGGCGUGGACGAGGUCAUUGGGCGCAUCCGGUUGUCGCAAGACUCUGAGGACGGUCUGAGGUGUCAGGAGUUGUUGAGGGAGAACAGCACAGCGGCUAGGUGGUACAGUCUGUCUUAGAAUGGGUGGAUGGGGGC
This is a messenger RNA of Aplysia californica (California sea hare), 310 nucleotides long. RefSeq names its product synaptotagmin-9. NCBI's taxonomy places the organism in Eukaryota, Metazoa, Mollusca, Gastropoda, Aplysiida, Aplysiidae. The record is from RefSeq and is a predicted model, not a curated record. Gene Ontology annotation, biological process: calcium-ion regulated exocytosis; regulation of calcium ion-dependent exocytosis; regulation of dopamine secretion. Gene Ontology annotation, molecular function: calcium ion binding; SNARE binding; phosphatidylserine binding.